Prorocentrum cordatum is the source of this 2741-nucleotide messenger RNA. Lineage: Eukaryota; Dinophyceae; Prorocentrales; Prorocentraceae. The record is from the annotation of a GenBank genome assembly.
CAGGCGUGGCGACGAGGGGGGGCAAUCCAAAGGCCAAAACGCUAUCCUUGUCUCACCUGCCCCCCCCCCGUCCCCAGGAGGCCUGCGCGGCGAAGUUUAAGGCCAUGUGGGAGACCAGAGACUUCGCGGACGCCACCGUAAAAUGCGCCGGGCGCUCCAUCAAGGUCCACCGCGCGGUGCUCGGGUCGUGCUCCCCGGUGUUCCUGGCGAUGUUCAAGACGGGCGGGAUGCGCGAGGCUGCGGGGCACUGCGUGGAGAUCGGGAACGCCACGCUCGCGACGGUGCAGGCCUUCGUGCAGUUUCUGUACCUGCACGACGUGCCCGCCGACGCGGACUGCUGCGAGCUGCUGCGGCUGGCCGACCAGUACCAGGUGGAGCCCCUCGUCGAGCUCUGCUGCGAGAGGUCUCGGUCUUUCGGGCUCUUGAGCAUCUUCUGCAAUUACUGGCACUCUGGAUCGGGCCUGGGGCCAGAAAACGUGUUGCUGGGGAUGGCUUUGGGCAAGAGCGUUCUGGAGAUCGGGACCCCGUUCAUCGCAGGAGGUGACUUCAACUUGGAGCCAGCAGUGUUGUCAAGCGGCCUGGCACCAGGGCGAUAUGGAGGGCAGAUCGUUCAGCCAGAAGACUUCACUCUGGUACAACCAGAUCACGCGGCAAUUCUAGAUUAUUUUAUAUGCAGCCACUCGCUCAGCUUCGGGGUGCAGUUCUGCGAGGCAGAUCUGGGCUGGACGACGGGGGGCUUCAACCUGUUCCGGGUGCUCGACUGGACGAGUUUCAGCAAAUUCUGGACCGUGUUUACCAGGUUCGCGGCUCAGCAGAAUCUCUGGAAAACUGCCUGGAAGGCGGAGGAGACCCGCAAGGAGCCCCUGCAGUUGCCCCUCCCUCCCGACUAUGUCAUCCCUGAGGCGCCCUCUGCAGAUACCUUGAGGAAGAUUUCGAGAGGCUUCAAGGCGAACACGAUAGCGGUUGACGGGUUUCAUCCUCGACACUAUGCGUACCUCUCCGACGAGGCACUCGAGACAAUGUCUUCCCUUUUCUCGCUGCAGGCGGCAAUAGGCCAUGCACCAUCCCCAUUGCGAAUCUUGCUCGUGCAACUGUUCCAGAAGCCCGAGACAGGGAGGCGGCCCAUAGGCUUCUUCCAGAGCUAUUCUCGGAUCUACUCGAAGGUCUCGGCAGGUUUUUGCAAGGAGUGGGAGACUCAGCUGGAGGAUGGAGGAGUUUUUAACAUGGCACCUAGGAGAAGUACCACCGAUGGAGUUUGGAGGCAGGCGGUUAGAAGUGCUUUGGCGGACGAGAGUGGGAUGAAGGUAGGUAUUUUGCUGGCUGACCUUCUGCAGUGCUAUGAACAUGUGCGUCACCUGUCACUGUGGGAGGAGUGCAAGCUCGCGGAUUUCCCACUGCACGUUUUGCGCGCCGCCAUCUCCAGCUACAGGUGGCCAAGAGUGAUUAUGAUGGAUCGUGUCUGCUCUCCUCUCCUCUACCCCGACCAGGGAAUUGUUGCGGGAAGCAGUACAGCUACCUUUGAGAUAAAAGCGUUCAUGGUGCCCAUGGUCCAGGAUCUAGAGCCCAUUGAGAACACAAGCUUCACGAUCCAUGUUGAUGACCUCGAAGUGGAUGGAGCCCACAGAGAGGUAGCAGGUUGUUUGAAUUGCAUUGCGCAGAUGGCAGGACAACUUUUCAGUGCGUGUGCCAACCGUCUAGGGCUCCCGAUCUCGCUGAAGAAAGGUUGCUUCACUUCCAACUCGAAGGAUGUCAUGGAGGGGGCUCAGGAGUGUUUUGGCCAGUACGCGCACACGCUCACGGGGGAGGUGGUGAACUUGGGGGUGGACUUCUCCAUUGGCUCUAAGGUCUCGAGUUUGCCCAACAAGGUCCACUCCGUCAAAGGCUGGCGCAGAAGAGGCACGCACCCUAUUUUGGACGCUCUGUUGUGGGGUGUUGAGGCCGGGUGGACUUUCAAUAACCAGGCUAGCUUCACAUCAACGAGCGGUGUACCUGUUGGCAUGACGGACUCGCCGCCAGAGCUGGUACGCAAGUUUUUCGUUCAGGAUCUCAAGCAGAAGUAUUUGGCAGAGAGCGUCAACAAGAUAGUUCAGGCCAUAGAUUCCGUGUGGCACAGGAUCUGGAUUUGCCCGCAUGGGGCAUCUGCUAGGAUCGCGCUGGAUCAGGACCUUCUCGAGGAGGCCCUCACGGCUGGCGAGCAGGACCCGCUGUUCAGCUCGCUGUGGAUCCCUGUGCCCGAGAUUGAGCUGGAGGCCCCAGUAGAGGACUUUGUCAGAUAUUUCGACGAGAAUGGGCCGAUUGACCCGUUCACCCUCCCGCACAACGCCAAGGUUUUUUCGGACGGUUCUGUCUGGGACCCGAAAACUGAUGUGGGAGCCCGAGGGGGUUGGGCCGCUGUGGAGGUGGACGAUGAUGGGAACCUGAUCAGGGGGCUGAUGGGGUCCAUCGCUCGUGGGCUUCCCCAAACUGCAGUACUUGCCGAGCACCAUGGGUUGAUGCACACGAUAGAGCACCAGGACCAGGACCCCCCCCCAGAGGAAGAGGCUGAUCUGAACGCGUUCGUGGAUUGCUCUGCGCUUAUUUGGGGCUCCAAGGACAUGUUGAAGGCCUCGAGAGGUACCACGGUUCAGAGCGGCCACUGGAGGCGGAUCAAGCGGGUGACCCCCAGGGCCUGGACCAUUCACAAGGGUGGCCAGGGUGCUGGCCACGGGGCAAGGCAUUCUCUUCUGCAACCGAUGUGGUAG